Molecule: messenger RNA, 342 nt
Organism: Peniophora sp. CBMAI 1063
Lineage: Eukaryota; Fungi; Basidiomycota; Agaricomycetes; Russulales; Peniophoraceae
Source: the annotation of a GenBank genome assembly
AUGCUCAAGAUAUACAACAUAGAUAGCUCAGACCGAGAGAUAUCCUGUUUCAACGAUACCAUAGUGGUAGAGGGCACCGGCCAAUUCGCCUCAGUAUAUUACUGCAAGGUCGUGGUAACGCGACAAGUGGGCACCGUGCAUGACGCACGACGCGAGCGCUCACGCGGCGAGCAGCGCGACUUGAUCUCAACCGCCACCCUGAGCGCCCCCAUCUUCUCGGCCUACUUUCCCCCGACUACAUGCCUCAGGAAGCCACACCAGCCUGCCAAGCACAAGCGUGCAACCUACAAGACUGUCUAUCAGCCAAUACGUAUACACCUCAGAAGUGUGAGGAGCAUAUGA